Pan troglodytes (chimpanzee) is the source of this 816-nucleotide messenger RNA. RefSeq names its product activated RNA polymerase II transcriptional coactivator p15-like. The transcript has a single exon. Bases 351 to 734 code for a protein of 127 amino acids. Lineage: Eukaryota; Metazoa; Chordata; Mammalia; Primates; Hominidae. The record is from RefSeq and is a predicted model, not a curated record. Gene Ontology annotation, biological process: positive regulation of transcription initiation by RNA polymerase II. Gene Ontology annotation, molecular function: DNA binding; transcription coactivator activity.
GGAAGGAGCAACCAGUCAGUGAGAUGGGUCAAAUGUAAGUGGAGAAAGGAACGUCCAAGGAGAAGCGGGCUGUCGCUAUCGUGAAUCAUGCAGAGAUGAAGGCGGGACGAUGGAGCAGUGGCCCCUUGGGCUUGGCAGGUGAUCAAAUUCGAGGUCAUGAUGACCUUCAGGAGAGCACUGUGUGCAGAGUGCCAGCAGUGGGAAGGGACCGGGUGGGAGGGAGGACGUGGAAUGUGAGGGUGCUCUCCCCUGCAGGAAGUUUGGCCUUGGAGGGGAUGAAAAUGAAGGGCAGGGAGGAGUCGCGAGCGAAUAAGCAGGAGGGUGUUCGACUGCUAGAGCCGAGCUAAGCGAUGCCUAAAUCAAAGGAACUUGUUUCUUCAAGCUCUUCUGGCAGUGAUUCUGACAGUGAGGUUGACAAAAAGUUAAAGAGGAAAAAGCAAGUUGCUCCAGAAAAACCUGUGAAGAAGCAAAAGACAGGUGAAACUUCGAGAGCUCUGUCAUCUUCUAAACAGAGCGGCAGCAGCAGAGAUGAUAACAAGUUUCAGGUUGGGAAAAUGAGGUACGUUAGCGUUGGAGAUUUUAAAGGGAAAGUGCUAAUUGAAACUAGAGAAUAUUGGAUGGAUCCUGAAGGUGAAAUGAAACCAGGAAGAAAAGGUAUUUCUUUAAAUCCAGAACAAUGGAGCCCGCUGAAGGAACAGAUUUCUGUCAUUGAUGAUGCAGUAAGAAAACUGUAAAAUCCGAGUCACAUAAACAAAACCUGUACUGUUCUAGUUGUUUUAAUCUGUCUUUUUACAUUGGCUUUUGUUUUCUAAAUGU